Messenger RNA from Oncorhynchus keta (chum salmon), 937 nucleotides. RefSeq names its product UDP-glucuronic acid decarboxylase 1-like. NCBI's taxonomy places the organism in Eukaryota, Metazoa, Chordata, Actinopteri, Salmoniformes, Salmonidae. The record is from RefSeq and is a predicted model, not a curated record. Bases 587 to 922 code for a protein of 111 amino acids. Gene Ontology annotation, molecular function: UDP-glucuronate decarboxylase activity. The transcript has 4 exons.
CUGAAUUUCGCACAAUUUUAUCCGGAUAAGUUAAACAUUAGGAAGAUAUUAUAUUUCUUCCUAACUUGUUUUGAUUAUAAGGUUGUUAUGUUUUUAGAAAACUAUGCGGAAGUAAUGGUCAUGAAAGAUAGCAGGUCUCGCUCAUCAAGAAAUUGCUAAUGUUGUGUGUGACCAGGCAGAUAGCUAGCUAGCUAAUAUUCAGUGGUUGUACAGAAAUCUACUGUGUGUAUUAAGUACAUUUUGAAUUGAAAACUGGCGAGGGUUUGCGGCACUGAUAAUGAAAGUCGUACUACGACCCAGAGUAGAAUAGCUACAAGUGGCAGUGAGUUUAACGUAGCAUACUAAGCUAACUAGCUAACAAUUAGCUGUGCUUUUACAGGACAGGAGGUAGCCACGUAUGAACCUCUGUCCAGUCGUAGGUACCUAAUUCCUGGUUGUAAUAUACUAGCUAAAAAGUGUUCAUUUAGCAGGAUAUAUAUUAGAUUUUCAAAACAAGUCUUAAUCUAGAAUGAGCGCGCGUCCAUAGUUCUGAAAUGUUAUAAACCGGAGCCUCGCGUGCUUCCGGGUUCGAUGUUGCAUUGAGCAGAUGAUGAAGCGGAUCAUCUGGGUGAUCUCAGGACUAAACAGAAGGAUGAUGAAGCUACUGGUCGCCCUCGCUUUGAUCGCCUACAUUGCCUCUGUCUGGGGAACCUACACCAAUAUGAGAUCCAUACAGGAACAUGGAGAGAUGAAGAUUGAGGAAAGGAUUGACGAGGCAGUUGCUCCCCUCAGAGAGAAGAUCCGGGAUCUGGAGCUGAGGUAUGUCUGUUUCAUCACACACACCUGCAAGCAAACACACACACAUACAAACAAACGCAAGCAAACACACACACAUACAAACAAACGCAAGCAAACACACACACACACAAACAAACGCAAGUAAACACACACACACACA